AUGGCUAUGAAAAGGAGAAGGAAGGAAGGCAUGCCAGAGGUGUGUGGAUAUGGCAUUGAUAGCACUCAUGCACAGGAGCUGAAGGACAGGGAGGAAAAGAGAACUCCAAGCCUGUGGGCUGAGACCCUGCUCCUCCAAGACGGUGGCAACAUUAACCAAGACAGGACCAGAUGUCCCCCACACUUCGGGCCCCUGGAGGACACAGGCGGGCUUUGUGCCCGGCUCACGCCAGCAGCCUUCACCUCCUCUUACUUGGGCUCCUGGACAAAAAAGGAAACUAAGCAGAAGAUCGUGGCAAGUUCCGACUGGAGACAUGAUGGCAAGGUAGGUCCUGAACACUGGGACAAGCUGUACCCCAUUGCAGAUGGAAAUAACCUAUCUCCUAUCGACAUUAAAACCAGUAAUACCAAACAUGAUACCUCUCUUAAACUUAUCAGUGUCACCUACAACCCAGCCACAGCCAAAGAGAUGAUCAACGUGGGACAUUCCUUCCAUGUAACCUUCAAGGACAAUGAUAACCAAUCAGUGCUGAAGGGUGGUCCUCUCCCUGAAAGCUGCCUCAGUCAGUUCCAUUUUCACUGGGGCAGCACAAAUGACUAUGGUCCUGAACACACAGUGGAUGGAGUCAAAUAUUCCCGAGAGCUUCACAUAGUUCACUGGAAUUCUGCAAAGUACUCCAGCCAGACUAAAGCUGCCUCACAGCCUGAUGGUUUGGUGAUUAUUGGUCUGGCACAGGUCCGCAGUCUUCUGUCGAAUGUUGAAGGUGAUAUAGCUGUGCCCAUUCAGCGCACGGACCGAUCACCCCAGCCUCUGAAGGGCAGAACAGUGACAGCUCCAUUCUGA
This is a messenger RNA of Manis pentadactyla (Chinese pangolin), 843 nucleotides long. Its product is annotated as carbonic anhydrase 1-like. Lineage: Eukaryota; Metazoa; Chordata; Mammalia; Pholidota; Manidae. The record is from RefSeq and is a predicted model, not a curated record. Gene Ontology annotation, molecular function: zinc ion binding; carbonate dehydratase activity.